Molecule: messenger RNA, 471 nt
Organism: Desarmillaria tabescens
Lineage: Eukaryota; Fungi; Basidiomycota; Agaricomycetes; Agaricales; Physalacriaceae
Product: HSP20-like chaperone
Exons: 3
Coding region: 1-471 (156 amino acids)
Biological process (GO): response to hydrogen peroxide; protein complex oligomerization; response to salt stress
Source: RefSeq, a predicted model, not a curated record
AUGUCUGUCUUCUACUACGAGCCCUUCUAUAACUGGGACCGUUUCUUUGACCAAGCGUUCGCCUUGAGUGCAGCUAAUGGCCGCCAAGCCGAGCAGCAGCGCUUGGGCGAAGGUUCCCACAACGAAAUCCAAAGGUUCUUGAAACCAAGGAUGGAUCUUCACGAGGAUGCUUCCACUAAUACCGUCACCGCCACCUUCGAAUUUCCUGGUUUGUCGAAGGACGAUAUAUCUAUCGACGUUCACAACGGCCGCUUGACCGUUUCUGCUGAGAGUAAGAUCUUAGAGGAACACGAUAAGGACGGUUAUGUGGUCACGGAGAGGCGAUACGGGAAGUUCGCUAGGACACUACAGCUCCCUCGAGGUGUAAACGAUGAUGAAAUUAAAGCCUCGAUGCAGGAUGGUGUGCUCGCGGUGACUGUCCCAAAGGUUGGGACUGAAGCGCCUGGACCCAAGAAAAUUGCCAUUGCUUGA